CUCCCAGCAUGCUUAGCGGCGGGCGAAGGAAAAUGUAAACGGCCAUGUCGUGUUAGAGAGCAGAGCAGAGGAAGAAGCCACAGUCUGGGCCGCGGUCUCACAUUCAGCCACAUUUAAUGAAGCCUUGAGAACUGAAGCUCCUGAAUAGUACACGUCCGACAGCUUCAUUUGACAGGAGACACAUUUCGUGGAAGGAAGUUUAGUAAACGGAGGUAAAGAUGAGCGGAGGAGGGACCCCGUACAUCGGCAGCAAAAUUAGCCUAAUCUCCAAGGCCAAGAUCCGCUAUGAAGGAAUUUUAUACACCAUUGAUACCGAGAACUCGACCGUAGCUCUCGCUAAAGUCCGCUCCUUCGGCACUGAAGAUCGGCCCACUGACAGGCCUAUUCCACCGCGAGAGGAAGUGUUUGAGUACAUCAUCUUCCGAGGGAGUGAUAUUAAAGACCUAACCGUGUGCGAGCCACCCAAAUCCACUAGCACCCUGCCUCAGGACCCUGCCAUAGUUCAGUCAUCAGUUGGAUCCACCAAUGCUUCUACUGCAGCACCCCCAACAUCAUCAUUCCAGUCUGCUGGCUCCUAUGCUCCAUUCAGCAGGCCCCCUGUCCCACCUUACAGCCAGUUUGGCGUGACACCCCUCGCAGCUCAGCAGUAUGAAUCUGCUGCUGCUGCAGGAGGACGCACUAGUCCCCAGCUGGAUGCUUUAGCAAAAAUUCCCAUCCUGAAGCCGGUAAUGCAGGCCCCACCCUCAACUGCCCCAGCUCCACCUGCACCUGUAGGACAGAGGAGUCACACAGGGUAUGCACCUCCCAUCAGACCCACCAGCAGCGCCACUGGCAGCCAAAAACCCCCGGACCUCCUGGAGCAGCGAAGAGGUCCUGAGGCCCUGAAAGUGUCCCAGCCUGAUAUUGAACAUGGUGCUCUUGAAAACAGGGAUCCCAACAGGCGUCAUGCUGGUGGUGCUCCGUCCAACCGCCGCGGCCGUGGAAGAGGAAACCGCAGCAGGGGCAGAGUGAAUUUGCGCAGGGAUGGCACCAUGAAGUUUGAAGAAGACUUUGACUUUGAGACGGCCAACGCCCAGUUUCAAAAAGAUGAGAUCGACAAAGAGCUUCAGAAUAAGCUCAAACUGAAAGAUGACAAGACUGAAAAGGCACUGAAUGGAGAGGAAACUGCUGACACAGAACAUCCAGUCACUGAGGGGACAACUGAGGAGGAGGAGGCUUCGAUCAACUCAUGUUACUAUGACAAGUCCAAGUCCUUCUUCGAUAACCUGUCCAAUGAUGAUCCAAGUAAAUCGGGCGAAAGAGGAUUUUCAAGGGAUCGAAGGCCAACCUGGGCAGAGGAGAGAAGAAUGAAUUCCGAGACGUUCGGCAUCCCCCUCAGGCACAAUCGUGGAAGAGGGGGUUUCCGUGGCCGAGGCUUCAUGGGGCCCCGUGGAGGCCGGGGGCGGCCAGUGAGCAGAGGUUCCUUUGGGCCACCUCGGGGUCCCCCACCUGGUUUCAGAGGUGGAUUCAGGGGUGGCAGAGGAGGCCGGGAUUUCUCCGAUUUUGAAUACAGGAAGGAUAACAAAGUGGCUGCAUAGUACAACAGCGAUGGAUCCACAAAGAACUGUAGCCCCUCAUCAAGAAAUGAUUCCAGCUCAAGAAAUUUAUUUGGUCUCUACAUUUGACAGAAAGAAAAAUGAAGACAUCCUCUCAGUCACCAGCACAAGGUUCAACUGUUUGACACCAGGGGGUGAGAGUGCAGAAGUUUAGUUUGAUAAGCAGCCAUCAGAUGGACAUGAUGUGUAAAUACCGUGCUUUGGAGUAAUGCUGUAUUUUUGCAUCGAUCAAGUUCAUUUCUUAUAGAAGGCUUCUUUGAUAUUGAAAGCUGUAUGCAGAAAGCCCACUGUUACUGUGAGCAGAUCACGCUUCAUGUGAUCCAUAGCUUUAUUUUUCAUUUUUCUUUCAGGUCUCUUAUAUCAUAUUUGUUGGCACCAAAUUUCAUUGCAUUGCCUGUUGCAACAUAGUUCUCUCUGUUCAGGUUUAGGUGGGUUGCCAUGUGUUCAGUGUUUUGUCCAUAAUGCAGGACUUUUUCUUUUUUACAUCAGUUUAUUCUCUAUGAAUUAGUGAGGUCAAAACCAGCUGAAAGAAAAAUCUAAACAGAAUUCUGUAAUGAAUAAAUGAAUGUAUAUCUAGCUCAUCUUAUAUUUAGGGUCCCCCAACCAAUCAUGGCUCAACAGACGGACACACUUCGUUUUUAUAGACGUGCUCAGUAGAUAGAAUCAUUGGCUGAUGCUUUGACCCCUUAAACCUCCCACAUUCGAUGACGUCAUAGAUCAAGAGGAACCAGUCAUUUAAAUGGUGUACGGGGUUUAACAGUGAUAGCUUUAGAAUUAUUUGUUAACUGUAGAGUUUUUUGAGCAGGUCUGUUUAUAUAGUUGACUACAGAACGAGCAUUCCAAUGAUUUGUGUCUGAAAAGAAAAUCAUCCAUUGCUAUUAACGCCUUUGGGACUUAUAAGGAAAGGAUGUCCUUGAGAUAAUUAUUCCAAACGUGGCCAAGUUAGAUAUGGAUUAAAAAAUGAUCCCAACUUUUGCCAAAAAUAAUAUGAGGGUUGAGAUCAAAAUAUCGGCCGUUAUAUCAUAGUUUCUCAUUUUAGUGACUCUUAAACGAGAAUUCUGGUAUUUUUCAAUCUCGUCCCAAUGUUUAUAAAUGUGGGUGUGUAAAUUAUUUGUUUCUUAGAAAAACUUAAAGAAAAGAAGAUUGAAGGCCCAGCGGCAAUAGCUGCAAUAUCAUCUUAUGGGGCAACUGCGACAGUUCACAAAAUGUUAACCAAUACGGUCUUUUUCUAACCAAUAAAAUGCCCAAAUUGUUAUUCUGGCCACAUUACAAAUGUCUCGCUGAACAAGAAAUUUCAUUCGAACUUCAGCAGCUCGCUGUCCCCCUGCUUGUGUCCCAAAGCAAAGACACACGAAUAUAAUUUGAAAAGAAACUUUUAGUGGACCUUUUUAUGGACUGUCUCAGUUGCCCAAUAAGAUUAUAUUGUAGCUAAUCUAUUAAAUACCAUUCAUUUUGCACACCCACACUUAUAAACAGGGCCCAGGUGGACAAAUCCCAGAAUUCCUCUUAACUUAACCUAUCUAUGUCCAAACAUAAUGAGCCAUCAUCUUGUUUCUUUUUUAUUGACCGCAUCCUUCGUCUUACAGUUGGCUCAUGUACAAUGUUUUUGUUGUCUGUACAGUCAGUUGUUAUCCACUGCAACACUAAGUACCUACAGUGUUGUGAGGAUUGUUUACUGAGGUAGAAAAUCUUGUAAAUGGAUGGAAUGAUGUCUCGGUACAGAUGACAGCAGAUCUCUGGCUUGUUUGUAGCUCCUCUUGUUGCAUUGUCGUCAAUGUGAUUGUUCUCUGGAGUGAAUCUAUUAUUUUUUACAGACAUGUGAAUAAAGGGACGAGAACUGGAUGAGGUGCCAGUGCGUUGGGGGGGGAUAAUUCUUUUUUUCUUCUUGGCUCUGAUUUGAUAGUACUUUGGGGAGUGUCUUCACAGUGGUCGAUUUUUACAGCGCUCCCUUUAACUUAAAGGUUACACUCUGACUAAAGUAAUGAUAGCACUACACGCUGAGAUUAGAACCUUUUAUUUAGCUGCGGCUGUUUCAAACAAAGCAGCCGCAGUUAAAUCUUUGCUGUUUAACUGGAUAUUGCAGAUCACUGCAUGAUAGCCUUAGGAGCCACCACUUUAUAUGGGCUUUCGCAAUAACCAGCAACAUUGAAUUUGGAACAAUAAGUAUUACUGAGCAAUUCAAAACUGACAUGUUUUCAUAUGUUUGUUACUGCUUCACUGGAAUUGUAAACCAGGAAUCGUUUUCUUGAGAAUAUCAGCAAAAUUGAGUUUUUACAUCAAAUAAAGAGUUGUACAAUA
This is a messenger RNA of Hippoglossus stenolepis (Pacific halibut), 3893 nucleotides long. It is a transcript of the gene lsm14ab, whose product is annotated as LSM14A mRNA processing body assembly factor b. The record is from RefSeq and is a predicted model, not a curated record. Gene Ontology annotation, molecular function: mRNA binding. Bases 219 to 1577 code for a protein of 452 amino acids. The transcript is spliced from 10 exons. Gene Ontology annotation, biological process: P-body assembly; cytoplasmic stress granule assembly. Lineage: Eukaryota; Metazoa; Chordata; Actinopteri; Pleuronectiformes; Pleuronectidae. Gene Ontology annotation, cellular component: P-body.